This is a messenger RNA of Aspergillus tanneri, 528 nucleotides long. Its product is annotated as hotdog fold domain-containing protein. The transcript has 2 exons. Lineage: Eukaryota; Fungi; Ascomycota; Eurotiomycetes; Eurotiales; Aspergillaceae. The record is from RefSeq and is a predicted model, not a curated record. The coding region runs from base 1 to 528 and encodes 175 amino acids.
AUGUCUCGACACUUUGCGACUCGCUUGACUUAUCAGACUGUACGCGGGUAUCAGGGGCAAGCACAACCCUACCAAGCUAGCCUCUUAUAUAACGAAGUAAAAGAUAUCCCAAAGAGAGUGAUCAAGCCAUCGGUAGAAUCCUCACAAGAGCUACUUCGCUCUCUAUUGCAAGGCUAUAACCCUACCUUCCAACGUCAUCCCCUGGGAAUGGAAGCAGAGGCUCUUAUAAAAUUAAGCCCACGGCAGCAGAUGUGUUACUACGAUGGCAAAAUGUUUGGUGGAUACCUUGUCUUGCUCUUAGACCGUAUUCUUGCAGACUGCUGCCGGCCGGCGUUCACAGCCUACCUCAACACAUCCUUCGCACACUCGGUUCCACCAGAUGCUCCUAUCCGCCUAUGUGCAAGACCAGAGAAAGUGGAAGGGCGCAAAAUCUACCUUACAGCAUCUAUCCAGAUUCCUGGGAGUAAGGCGGGUGAUAUGGUUGACGCAAUAAAAGCGGAUGCGUUAUUUGUGCGGCCCCGAAAUUAA